This is a messenger RNA of Debaryomyces fabryi, 288 nucleotides long. Its product is annotated as Cytochrome C oxidase subunit II, periplasmic domain-containing protein. Gene Ontology annotation, biological process: ATP synthesis coupled electron transport. The record is from RefSeq and is a predicted model, not a curated record. The transcript has a single exon. The coding region runs from base 1 to 288 and encodes 95 amino acids. Gene Ontology annotation, molecular function: cytochrome-c oxidase activity; copper ion binding. Gene Ontology annotation, cellular component: membrane. Lineage: Eukaryota; Fungi; Ascomycota; Pichiomycetes; Serinales; Debaryomycetaceae.
AUGUUAGAAGAAGGACAAUUAAGAUUAUUAGAUACUGAUACUUCUAUAGUUGUUCCUGUUGAUACUCAUGUUAGAUUUAUAGUUACUGCUAAUGAUGUUUUACAUUGUUUCACUAUUCCUUCAUUAGGUAUUAAAGUUGAUGCUUGUCCUGGUCGUUUAAACCAAGUAAGUGCUUUAAUACAAAGAACUGGAGUUUAUUAUGGUCAAUGUAGUGAGUUAUGUGGAGUUAAUCAUGGAUUAAUGCCUAUCAAACUAGAAUGUGUACCUAUUGGUGAUUUUGUAGAAUGA